Messenger RNA from Cylicocyclus nassatus, 561 nucleotides. The record is from the annotation of a GenBank genome assembly. Lineage: Eukaryota; Metazoa; Nematoda; Chromadorea; Rhabditida; Strongylidae.
AUGACCUACUGCACUCUCUUGAUACUUGUGGCCACUGCUGUGUUUUCCUGCGCAGCGCCUAAAGAAGAAACUAAAUGUUGGCCGGGUUCGCGGUUUCCACGGAAUUGGAUCUAUCCGUUCGCAUUGGCGAUCAAGCAUAGAUGCAAUCUGCCAGUCAAGUUGCAAUAUCACUGCUACAUGCAAAAUGACGCCGACAGAUAUGCAAAAAUGAUGAAAAAGGCUGAUUACCUUGAACUCAAUAUGUGGGCUAUUGUGCACAACUUCGAACCCAAAACACAGAACCUCGACUAUCUCGUUACACGAACCGUCAAAAUAUGGGCGGGGUGGAAAGAUCGUGAACUCUGCAAGGCAAUAAAUGCGAGUAAUUUGACACAUUUUGGAUGCUCGCAGCACUGGUACAGAUAUGGGACUAUACUCUCUCCCUUGGUCAAGCAAUACAAAUAUUUCCUUGUUUGUGCGUUUAGUAAUCUGUUUCCUGUCUCACAAUAUAUUGACUUUGGUGAAACACCAAAAGUCAUGAUUUUUGACAAGACAAGCUCAAAACUUUUUCCUGAGCGGUAA